This is a messenger RNA of Cydia fagiglandana, 3279 nucleotides long. RefSeq names its product cytochrome b5 reductase 4. Gene Ontology annotation, molecular function: oxidoreductase activity; heme binding. The transcript is spliced from 10 exons. Lineage: Eukaryota; Metazoa; Arthropoda; Insecta; Lepidoptera; Tortricidae. The record is from RefSeq and is a predicted model, not a curated record. Bases 303 to 2342 code for a protein of 679 amino acids.
GUGAUGAAUACGCUACAUUCAAGUGUUAAGGUUUAUAUUGCAAUAAUUUCAUAAAAACCUAACAUUAACUCUAAGCUGUAUCAGACAGUUUCAGCUUGAAGGGAAAAAGAAGAAUGUGUGUGGAUCUAAGAUAAUGCUAGAAUAUCAAAUAAUAGUGCUAAAAUACAAAAUCUUUACGUUAACUAGACAAACUCUCCGUUAGAGAUAUUGUAAAUUAUAUUUUUAUUGGUGACAUAAUUGUGUAGAAGACUGCACAUUGCCUGAUCUAUUAUGCCAAUCUGAGAUUCAACUUCUAGAGCAUAAUGGCCGACUCGCCACCCAAAGACAACACGCCUCCAACAAGAAAUGGCUCGCUUCAAAUAUCCUUACCCACAGUCCUCUGCACUCCCGAAUCCUCAGAAAAUUCUGAUAUACUUUGUAAAACGAAACCCUUUAUUUCUUCGGAGUCCAAAUUGUCUUUACCGUCUAACCUAGGCACACCCACGUCACCUUUACGGUUAUCUUCCCCGUUGUCCUUGCCUACUACUCCUACUCCUUAUAUGAAGAUCACGCAGCCACAACCAGAGAAGACGGUUGCUAGUCAGAUGAAUUCUCCACCGACGACGAUAGUUCAGCAAACUGGACCGAAGCAACCUCUUGUCAACACCGGGUCGGCUACAGGCAAUCCCAGGAACAAAUGCGCACUGCAGCCCGGACACAGUCUGAUGGACUGGAUCCGGCUGGGCAACUCCGGCAAAGACCUCACGGGUGUCGGCGGCCGUAUGCGGCCCGUGUCGCCGGACGAACUCGCCGCGCAUAAUACGCAAAAUGACGCCUGGUUAGCUAUACGAGGUCGCGUGUACAACAUUACACAUUAUUUGCCUUAUCAUCCUGGAGGUCCAGAGGAAUUAAUGCGGGGAGCGGGAAUAGACGCUACUCAACUAUUUGAUAAAGUACAUCCAUGGGUAAACUACGAUUCCCUUCUCGCGAAAUGCCUCGUGGGUCCGCUACGACUAGACAGGCCUGACGCGGAGGAACUCUUCGGACUAUCCACUCCUUCCCCCAAAUCAGAAAACCGUCUCAGGGAACCCUCCAAAGCUCAAGAGCUCGUCAGAAAGUCCAUGGAAAAUCUUGCUAAUUGUAUCACCCCUGUUAGAAAAAAAAUGUCGGCAAAGAGCGAAGAGAACCUUAAAGGCAGUCCGCCAAGCAAAAUAAUGCAGAGUUUAAUACAAUCCAGCGAUCUGCCGGUGUCAAUAAGUCGGAGAGCAGCUGCGAGCCCUGUCAAAACGUCGGAAAAAAGUGAUACCGCCCCGUCGCCUCUCCGCUUUGAUUGGAUUCAAACGUCUACUAAACUGACGUUGUCGAUAUACACGGGGCCGCUGGCAAACCCGGGCGGCUGUGCGAGGAUCAUUGAAGGGAUUUUGUUUGUUGAGGUAGCCACGAACGGCUGGGUGCGAACACUCAAAUUAGUUCCCGAGGCGAAAUUGUUAGAAUCAUUACAGCUGCGAGUGUUCGCUGAAAGCGGAAAAAUCGAGGUGAUAUCACACAAAGCGGAGCCGGGCGUGUGGAAGACCUGCGGGGAAGCAGUGACGGGCGCGGCGUGUCGCGUGUCGACGCCGCGGUCUGUGUCGUGUCGCGUGGCGCGCGUGUCGAGAGUGUCGCACGACACGGUGCUGCUGUCGCUAGCGGCGCCCGCGCAGGCGCUGGUGGCGCCGCUGGGGCAUCAUGUGCGGGUGCAUAGGACUAUAUCUGACGUGGAAUGCGUGAGAUCGUACACGCCUGUCGGUGAGGGCUGGGGGCCUGAUGCGGACCGGGAUAGUGCCAUACACCUCGCCGUGAAGGGAUACGAGACUGGCGCGUUGUCACCCUACCUGACUGCGUUACAGCCUGGCGAUGAAGUCACGGUCUCUGGGCCUUACGGAAACUUCCAGCUCCAUACGCUAAAAGGGGUGAAGGAGAUAUACUUCGUGGCGGCCGGUACGGGUAUCACGCCAAUGCUGGGUCUGCUGAAAUUCAUGCUGCCAAGGCCCAAUCCGAGAUGUGAACGCAUUCAUUUGUUAUUCUUUAACAAAACGGAGGAGGAUAUCCUGUUCCGGAAUAAUUUCGAAGAAAUCGCUAGGGAAGAUGACAGGUUCUCCGUCACCCACGUAUUGUCGGACGCCGGUCCGUCGUGGCCCGGGCAAAAAGGCCGAGUGACUACCAACCUCCUCACACAAGUCAUAGGCAAGGACUCUCUCAAGUGCCGUGACCAGUGCACGCACUUCGCCUGCGUCUGCGGUCCCACCGAGUUCACGCACACCGCGAUAGACUUACUGAAGAAACUCGACAUGAAAGAUUCGUGUAUACACGCGUUCAUGGGAUAAUGUAUAAUUUGAAUUUGUAGAGUUUGUAUUAAAUCAAAGGUGUCAAAUCGAGCUCAUGUAAAUACGACUGUUUGUGUAUUUUUUUAAGGUUCAUAAUGAAUUUAUGAAGGUUAUUAAUUUACAUCGCAACGUACUGCCGGAUUCGAACUUUAAGAUACGUCAAUUAAUAGAUCUGUAAACGAUAUGGAUUAGAUGUGUCAGUGUCAAAAGUGACGUAUUUGUUUGAAGAAACGUCACAUUUGACACUGACAUAUCUAAUCCAUAUCGUUUCUAGAUCUAUUAGUUGACGUAUCUUAAAGUUAGAAUCGGGCCGGUAGUCUUCGAUUACAUAAUUUAUAAUGCAGGCAUAACAUACCAAUUGAAUUAUGAUAUUUAUGAUUAAGUUAUAAAUAUUUUACACUUUCUAAACUUUCCAAGAUAACCAAUAAUAUUUGAAAAUAGACAUUAGACAUAGACACGCUGGUUAAGUUAGAAAUUUUAACCUACAUAAUACAUACUCUAAAAUUGUAAUAGUACAUAAUGCGUUGCGAUGUACCUACUGGUUACAGAUUUGCCGAGUACUUAUCUAAAAACACUUACAAACAGAUGUAAUAUAAAAUUGUGCACAAAAUGUAAAAUAGAAUUUUACGGUAAAAGUAGUGAUAUUAAACUAAAAUUUUAAUUUCAUGUACCUAUGUCCAUUAAGUAUUAAAACAGCAAUACAAGUAUUUUAAAGAGAAGUAUCCAAUUUAAAAAGUGAUCUAAGUAAAUAAGCCAUUUAAUUAUACAUGAUAAAUAUAUUCAGAAAAGGAGUGUUAUAUAGACACAGACACCUGAAUAGAAGUUUCAUAUGUAGGGCUAUUCUGUUUUUCUUUGGGGUGAUCAAAGUUACGUGGUUCAUUUUCUGCAAAAAUCAGCUUGGAGGUCAAAUAUUCCUCGUAACGCUACGUCUUACGUA